This is a messenger RNA of Monopterus albus (swamp eel), 1854 nucleotides long. It is a transcript of the gene kcnab2a, whose product is annotated as potassium voltage-gated channel subfamily A regulatory beta subunit 2a. The transcript has 14 exons. Gene Ontology annotation, biological process: transmembrane transport; regulation of potassium ion transmembrane transport; regulation of action potential. The coding region runs from base 171 to 1355 and encodes 394 amino acids. The record is from RefSeq and is a predicted model, not a curated record. Gene Ontology annotation, cellular component: membrane; voltage-gated potassium channel complex; juxtaparanode region of axon. Gene Ontology annotation, molecular function: potassium channel regulator activity; transmembrane transporter binding; voltage-gated potassium channel activity. NCBI's taxonomy places the organism in Eukaryota, Metazoa, Chordata, Actinopteri, Synbranchiformes, Synbranchidae.
CAACUGGGCAGUGAUUUUUAACAGAGACACUCUUGUUGAGUCCUGCAGACUGAACAGUCACAGGCUCUUUAGAGGAUUCUCUGGUUUUCUGCCCCUGGGAGUUUUGACUUACCUGAUUUAGCUGGAGGUGACUUUAAUUGCAGUAUCAUACAGGACCAUCAAAAGCCAGGAUGCAGGUGUCAUUAGUGUGCACAGACCAUCGUGGGGGGGUCAGCCGCAAUACAGAGGACCGGCUAAACCGACAGAAUGCCAACAGCCCUAACACAGGCACCCGCUGCAAGUUCAGAGCAGUGGCGAUGGUAGCUCGCAGUCUCGGACAGCUCUCUGUUCAGAGUGUGCCUUCCUCCAGCGAGCAAAGCAUGAAGACUGGCAUGAAGUAUAGAAACCUCGGGAAGUCGGGCCUGCGGGUAUCCUGCCUUGGAUUAGGAACAUGGGUGACGUUCGGUGGACAGAUAACAGAUGAGAUGGCAGAACAGCUGAUGACUCUGGCCUAUGAAAAUGGCAUAAAUCUGUUUGACACAGCAGAGGUCUAUGCUGCUGGGAAGGCAGAGAUGGUACUGGGAAAUAUCAUAAAGAAGAAAGGAUGGAGACGUUCAAGUCUGGUGAUAACAACAAAGAUCUUCUGGGGUGGAAAAGCUGAGACUGAAAGAGGUUUAUCCCGAAAACAUAUUAUAGAAGGUUUAAAAGCCUCUCUAGAAAGACUGCAGUUAGACUAUGUGGAUGUGGUUUUUGCCAACAGACCGGAUCCUAAUACACCCAUGGAAGAAACUGUCCGAGCAAUGACCCAUGUGAUAAAUCAAGGCAUGGCCAUGUACUGGGGAACAUCCCGUUGGAGCCCAAUGGAGAUAAUGGAAGCGUACUCUGUUGCACGGCAGUUCAACCAGAUUCCUCCUAUCUGUGAGCAAGCAGAGUACCAUAUGUUCCAGAGAGAGAAGGUAGAGGUGCAGCUGCCUGAGCUCUUCCAUAAGAUCGGUGUCGGGGCCAUGACAUGGUCACCACUGGCCUGUGGGAUCAUCUCAGGGAAAUAUGACGGCAGGGUGCCUCCCUACUCUCGGGCCUCUCUGAAGGGCUACCAGUGGUUGAAGGACAAGAUCUUGAGCGAGGAGGGCCGUCGUCAGCAGGCGAAGUUGAAAGAGCUGCAGGCAAUCGCGGAGCGGCUGGGCUGCACUCUGCCCCAACUCGCCAUCGCAUGGUGCCUACGGAACGAGGGGGUGAGCUCUGUCCUUUUAGGGGCAUCUAACACCGACCAGCUGAUGGAGAACAUAGGUGCGAUACAGUCCUCCUCUCCUGGGUACAGCUCGGCCUCUUGGGCAGUUUGCUGCAGCACGCUUCGGUGCUUUACUGUACUGAGUUAAUAAGGUCAGCGGCGUAUCAAUUGCCAGGGGGACUGGAGACGAGCUCACGGCCACUUCUUCCUCUCCUGAUAAGAUGCUCUUUUUUUAAUGGGCUUUUUUUAGACUGGUGGGGGUUUACAUCCUGUCCUCACAUUAUGUCUGGUCUGCUGUAAAGAGCAUUCCUAUCCUCCUGUAUUCUGAUGCUUUGGGUGGGGGUGUGUGUCAGUGCAUUAGUUUACUAGAUAUGUGCACACUAGAUGUUUCUUUUCCCUUUGAUAUUUCCAUUUUGAAAUGUUAUGCUCACAUUUCCCAAGGGCCCUGCAGUUUUACUUUUACCAGGAAUUUUACGUCACAGACCCCGAAAUAAACAGUUUCUCGUUUGAAAGCAGUAGUAGAUUACAUUUUAUUUAAUUACAUCAUGGCGAAAUUUAAAAAAGCCUAUUGUGAAACUAUUUUUCUGGAUUCUUGUAAAGGAAUUUACAAUAAAAACAAGGUUACAGUUGCAGCUGAACAAGUGAAU